Messenger RNA from Letharia columbiana, 960 nucleotides. RefSeq lists its product as uncharacterized. Gene Ontology annotation, cellular component: fungal-type vacuole; plasma membrane. NCBI's taxonomy places the organism in Eukaryota, Fungi, Ascomycota, Lecanoromycetes, Lecanorales, Parmeliaceae. The record is from RefSeq and is a predicted model, not a curated record. Bases 1 to 960 code for a protein of 319 amino acids. The transcript is spliced from 5 exons.
AUGGCCAACGCCGGCCACAACCCCAACAGCCUGAUAAGCUACGGUCCAAAUGAAAACUGCACCCUGACACCCGGUCCGCAAUACUGUCCGGCGAGCGUGGGCGUCUACGAGUACCGCCCCUCGUUAGCCGCAGACAGCGUGUUCAUCGCGCUUUUCGCCAUCGCACUGGUCAUCCAUCUGGGGCUGGGGAUCAAGUACAGGACGUGGGCCUUUUUGUUUGCGAUGUUCUGGGGGUGCGCCAGUGAGUUGAUUGGGUACGGGGGGCGGGUGCUGAUGUGGGAGAAUCCGUUCUCGUUUCCGGGCUUUUUGAUCCAGAUCAUCUGUAUCACGCUUGGCCCAGCAUUCUACUCAGCAGCCAUCUACCUGACCUUGUCGAAAAUUAUCAUCUUCCUCGGUCCCCAGCAUGCACGCUUCUCACCAAAGCUUUAUUAUUGGAUCUUUAUCCCCUGCGACCUUCUUUCCUUAAUCCUGCAAGCGGUCGGUGGAGCCCUAUCGUCUGUUUCCUCCGGAAGUAGCAAACCCGCAGUGGACGUCGCCAUCGCGGGUCUCUCCUUCCAAGUCUUCACGCUCUGCGUCUUCAUAUCCCUCGGUAUAGAGUUCACGAUCCGCUAUAUUAGGGCGCCACGGGAUCAGCAACGGAAAACGCCCUUGCCAACGAGGUUCAAGGUAUUCAUGGCAUGCUUGUCAUUAGCAAUCAUCUGCAUCUUGAUACGAUGCGCGUACAGGAUUGAUGAGUUGAGUGAUGGGUAUGAUGGACCGUUGAUCCAUAACGAGCCGCUAUUCAUUGGGCUUGAGGGAGUAAUGAUCGUCCUUGCUGUCUACUCGCUUGUGAUCGCACAUCCUGGACCGAUAUUCGGACACUCAGAUGCAAACACUUAUGAAACCGACGUCACCGCUACCUCGGAUGCCUUCACUGAGAAGGCGGAGCCCGGGAUGUCGACUACGCAGCAGAGUGUAUGA